GCCUUUUGCUAGCAGGCGGAAACGGUAGAACAGAGAAAACCUAACCAAAAUACACUAUUAUGGCGAUUGCAGACUCAAUCGCGUUGAUAGAAGAGUUACUAGACAAAGACAAGCUAGGCGAAGCCGAAGAGCAGGUUGACCAGCUUUGUCAGCAAGAAGGAACACCAUCAUUCAAAAUUCUUGUGUUAAAGGCCCAGAUCUCUCUCAGAAGCAAGCAGUAUGAGAAGUGUGAAGAGGUGGCUUAUAAAGCUGCAGAAGUGGCAUAUUCUAACGGCAAAAGAAAUCAGAUUUCGGAAGCGUUGAAACUUUUGGCCAUGGCCUUUUUCAGAAAUAAAGAUUAUGACAAUGCCUUAAAAUACAUAACAUAUUCAAGUUCCUUUGAUGACUCGCAAAACUCAGAGAUUAAGAUGUUUGCAAAUAUGGUUGCACAGAAAUACAAAAAGGCGCACGAUUUAUCUGAUGAGCUGAUGGAACAAGAAAGACAGAAAAUAAUAUCUGUUCCUCUGCAAUUCUCUACAUCAGGGCCUAAAAAGAAAGUAACAACUUCCUCAAGUUCAAAUGCUGCUGUAUCUGCCCAAGUUCAAGCUGCUAAACAAUCACUUAGGUCUGAUUGGUUUGAUUCGGGAAAGACGGUGGAAAUUUCACUUUACGUGAAGAAAAUCGAUGCAGAUACAGUCAAAGCGGUGAUUUUGCCUGAUUCAAUAAAAUUUGAGUUUCAAGAUGCUGAUAAAUUAAGCUAUCAUUACAAGGUAGAUAGGCUUUUUUCAUCUAUAGACGAAACGAAGUCCACCUAUACGGUAUAUGGCACGAAGCUUCAGAUUUUAUUGAUCAAGAAAAACAGUAAAGCAUGGCAUGCAUUAGAGAGACCACAGGAUGCACACUUUGAAGAUGAGGCAGCAGAAGAAGAGAAACAAGGACAGGAUAUAGAUCUAACAGAGGCAAAAAGCAUUUUAUCGUAUCCUUCUUCUUCAAACAAAAAGAUAGACUGGUCUAAGUUUGAUAUUGAUGACGACAAAGAGGAAGAAGACCAAGAUCCGGAUGCUUUUUUCAAAAAGCUUUAUGAAAAUGCCGAUGAAGAUGCUAGAAGAGCAAUGAUGAAGAGCUUCAUGGAAAGUAAUGGGACAAGUUUGAGUACCGAUUGGAAAGAUGUUGGUUCCAGAGAAGUCAAACCAUAUGAGGAAGAAUCUGAAAAUCAAUCAAGCAAAAGUUGAAAACAAUUGUUUUUACCAUAAAUGGAUAGUGUAAAAGAAAGCCGAAUAUUUGUAUACAGGUUAUAGAUAUAUUACAUAGUUGAUGUUACAAAAAAUAUUAGAAAGUUUCUGAAU
Pichia membranifaciens NRRL Y-2026 is the source of this 1325-nucleotide messenger RNA. RefSeq lists its product as hypothetical. Gene Ontology annotation, biological process: protein stabilization. The record is from RefSeq and is a predicted model, not a curated record. Gene Ontology annotation, molecular function: protein-folding chaperone binding. The transcript has a single exon. NCBI's taxonomy places the organism in Eukaryota, Fungi, Ascomycota, Pichiomycetes, Pichiales, Pichiaceae. Bases 60 to 1211 code for a protein of 383 amino acids.